AGGUAAAACAAAAAAGCUCCCGGGCCCUUAUUAUGCUUGAUACGCUUAUGUGAAAUCAAUUGUGAAUAGAAUGAUGAAAGUCUUUAAGAAUUAAAUUCAUAAUCAGUUUGUUGAUUCUUCAUAAUAAAAUAAAAAGUUUACAGAAUCCUUAAAAUAACACCUAAAGGAAAUCACUAUAAGGAGAUCGAAAAUUCUAGUGCCAGCAUUAUGUCACAAAAUUUCAACGUAAACAAACGCUAGUUUAUUUUUUAUUUAUAUGUAUUUUUGCAACUGAAAAUUUGGUAGGACCAAGUGACAAAGAAUCAGCUUUCCCACAGAGAAUCAUUACAAUGGAUGACGACGAAUGGUAUGUUCCUCCAGUUAAACACUAUAAAUUGGCAUUAUAUCCGCACUGUGAUACUCGCCAAAUUAGUGAAAGAAGGAAAAGAGUUUGGGAAAAAGCUUUUGAACAAUUGAGUGAAGCAAAGGAAAAUUCACCUUUUGAUCCAAGUGUGCAGCAACAUUCUAGCAAAAAAAAUGUAGAGGUUCCAGUUUUGGAUGAAAAUGGCCAAUUCCAGACAUAUGAUUACUUCAAUGAUAAUGAAAUUAAUAACGAAGAGGACAGCGAAGAUGACAUUACAUUUUCAGAACACCUAAGAGAAGGGGCAACCGAGCAUCCUAAUUUAAACAAAUCUUCUAAUUUCAUCGAUAACGGACCAAAAUUUAAAAAUCUUAACUUAACCAACUACAAAUUAUCAAAAAUUUUCGAUCCACCACCUCAUGUAACAACUUAUAAUUUUUAUUGCAAUAACUGUUUUGAAAAAGUAGUGCAUUCGUCUUCGAAAUUAGAAAUCAAAGGUCAAUCAUCUAUUUGUGAGCAUUGUAAAAGUAAUAUACUUAUUAAGCUAAGUAAUCCGAAUUAUUUUGUCAUUAAUAACUUAGAAUAUCAAAUGCAAACACUGCUUAAAAAUAAAGAAAUCUUACAGCAUUUCAUCGAUAAUUCUACGAAAGAAACUUGCAAUAUUGAUAGCAGUACAAUAAGUGACGUAAACAGCAGUGUUCUGUAUCAACGCACUAUUGAAAAAUAUUCAGCAACAUUUACAUAUACCAUUAGCACAGACGGUGCACCUGUUUUCCAUGUUUCUAAAAAAAUUAUUUUGGCCACUUCAAAUCAUUUUUAACGAUUUACCUGUAAAGCUACGCUUCAAAUUUGUUUUGUUAGCUGGAAUUAUGAUACAAAACGGAAUUCAAAGAAAUUCAUUUUGAUGAAAAAAUUAGUCUAGACAAGGAAUACAGCGGAAUUGGACAGAAACGGAAUUCAAAAGAAUUCAAUUAAUGUCUUUCUUCUGUUGAACGGUCUAACUUCUGAAUUCUUUUUUAUUCCAUGCUUCUUACUGGGUUUAAACACGCAGAAUCAGCAUUGUCAAACUGUGACAGAAAUGACGAAUCAAUAGAUGUCAGAUAUACAUAAUGGCCCGAAAAAUUUGCCUUCUUAAAAUUAAACUUUAAUUUUACUUGAUCCUGGCUGGUAUUAAAAAUAGAUGGCAAAAAUUUAUGUGUCGAAGGGAUUGUAGCUUCGAUACAGAGAGCCGGGUGGUGCAUAUCCUCUUUUACUAAUGGAUAUGUAGCUUUAGAAGUAAUACAUUUAACAUCGGAGCAAACUAAAUCUAAAAUUCUUUAAAAAAAUUAGGAAUAAAGUUGCAUUGUUUUAAAUUCAAAGAAGAUAAAAAAUUUGUUAAAACCGUAGAUUUAGUGUUACAUGAUGUUAAGUGACAAUAAAAGUCUCUAAUAAAUAUUACAUUUUUAUUAUAAAAAAUUUGGUAUUCUUGUAAAUCAGAAAAAAGGACGUAAAGGAGAAUAUUGGAAUGUCAGGUGGAAUAUAAACAGCUAUAAACAAAAAAGAUAGCGUAUUUUUUGUU
This is a messenger RNA of Leptopilina heterotoma, 1898 nucleotides long. RefSeq lists its product as uncharacterized. The transcript has 6 exons. The record is from RefSeq and is a predicted model, not a curated record. Lineage: Eukaryota; Metazoa; Arthropoda; Insecta; Hymenoptera; Figitidae. The coding region runs from base 330 to 1160 and encodes 276 amino acids.